Messenger RNA from Cydia splendana, 1926 nucleotides. RefSeq lists its product as uncharacterized. The transcript is spliced from 5 exons. Lineage: Eukaryota; Metazoa; Arthropoda; Insecta; Lepidoptera; Tortricidae. The record is from RefSeq and is a predicted model, not a curated record. Bases 175 to 1926 code for a protein of 583 amino acids.
UAGGUAGUAAAGUUUUAAAACCUCGAUAAAGUGAAUAGUGAUGCUGUGUGAAGCUACUCUGAGUGUAUUUGAAGCUAGCUGAUGGAUACUUUAUAAUGAAAAACCGUAACGUUUAUGAUUGUAAUAACCUUUAAGUAGGUCAUGCAGACAUGAAUUGGUCCUAAACCUCGAGUAAUGUUAAGUCUAACCUACACAUUACUGUUGUUACAAUUGAUACCCAAGAGCGCGCCGCAGACAAAAUUGUUAGACAUAGAAAGCUACUGGAAAACAACGUAUGUGACCGACGACGUGCCAGACUAUUGGGAUCAUGGGCCGAUUUAUCUUCCUAGACUACCGUUUGUAAAGACACCAGACAUCUUUCCAGCUUGGUUACCUAAAAAAGAAACAAUUACUACAGAAACUAAACCUAUGGAAGAUGAUACCGAAACUCAAGUAGCAGAAACUACAUCUCCAGAAACUGAUAUAACUAUUAUUACAACACCUCCAACACAAGAAGAAUAUACAACAAUACCAGAAGAAACUGCAAUUGAUAUAACAACAGCGCCUGGCAAAGAACUUGAUUCAACGCGUAUUGAAACAACCACAGCACAAUCAACUGUUGCAUUGGAAACAACAUUUUAUGAUGAAAACAAAAAAAUAGAGCAAACAACAGAAUCAACACCAACGACUACAAAUUCAUCAUCAGAAAGAGCAUACCUUAAAGAAAUCGAGCCAGUUAUUAGAGCGCUUGACCGGGAAUCGACAACGGAUCCUUUUUCCGUGUUUUUGCGGCAAUUUUUAACAAUUUUGACUACUAAAAGGAAUGAAGAUUUGCCAUUACUGAUUAAUCACUUCAGAGAAUAUGUCUCGAUGCUGCUGACUGGCGGGCAGCUAGAACCGUUGGGCGCAGAGACUAAUACUUACAUCGCAACGAGACUUCUUAUAUUGGAGAAGUAUCCAAUGCAAGCGCUGCAUGAUUUCUUCGAUGUACUCCAAAAAAAGCUGGCUCAAAGAACCAUGAAAUUAUCCAAAGAGGUGAACGAUAUUUUGGACUAUAUGGAUGAUACAUACAAUGAGGCGGAAGAAGAAGCCAUGCAAGCAGUUUUGCGUGAAACUUACUCGUAUCCCAAUACUAAAAACUACAAUAAGAUUGCUCAAGGAUUCGUAGAUUAUGUGUUUCUAAAGCCAUUGAUAAGAGUGGCGGGGACCUCAAGAGGCAACGUUUUAUUUAAAAUGAUAAAUGACGCUAUAAUAAAAUUUGCGAAGCCCGGUGAUAUUAGGUUAUCACCAGCGUUUCAUAAAAAUCUACGUAAAUCCUUUAAGAAAAGACAAAAAGUCAGACACGAGUCUUCUAGCACGGACACUGAAGAAAAUAUAUCAAGUAAAGGAAGUAAAGAAAGUAUAGAUUUAAGCGACAUAAGUGAAAGUCUAAGUGAAAGUUCCAACACAAUAACAAGUUCCGAUGAGGAAAAUGAGAGCAGUAACGAAGAAACACGUAAAAAUUACCAAUUUAAGAAUAAUAAAUUUGUAAAAACUGAGAAUUUUAAGAAACAAAACAUAUUUAGAAAUAGAAUAAAAUCGAGGAAGAUAAAAUCAUAUGAAGUAUUAAGCAAAUUAAGGCCCAUACAGAGAAAACAUUAUGGUGAUUUUGAUAAUAACGAAGAAAUUCACCGAAAUUCUUAUCAACAUUUUCUAUCAAGUUCAUCGACAACUAAUAAUGCCAAUGUUAUCAAAGAUACUGAGUAUAGUGAUAUUGAAAAGGUACUUAAAUCGAAAAUCUAUGAUAGUUUUAGACGUAUGGAUAAUAUAAACUAUAAUACAUAUACAACAUUGAAACAAAAACUCACAUCUCAAGUCAAUGAGCAUGAGAAAUCUAGUGAAACUGACUAUGAGAGAGAAUUGAAGAGAAAUAUUUAUAAAGCGGUUAUUAAAUUGUUGAACAAAUAG